AUGAUCGCUCAGGCGGGUGCUCACGACCUCCAGGAGCUCCCAGACGCGGAACAGCCAACAGCAGCGGCGCCAAAGCGUCGCGCGCCGCCCAAAGCUGCACCCUGCAACGCCCUGCGACCGCCCUCUGCCGAAGAGAAGGUGAUGGCGUGGUGCAGAGCAGCUGUUGCGGACGCUGCGGACGACACGCAGCUGGCGGGGGACGUCGGGGCGGCAACACCCUACAGCACGCCCCACGACAAGCUCAGCGCGAGCGCAGCCGGCGGUGCCGGCGGCCGCGGCAUGGGCUCCAAGGAGCGCGCCCCUGACCCCGCGCUCUACCAGACCGACGAGUUCCGCAUCAA
Monoraphidium neglectum is the source of this 341-nucleotide messenger RNA. RefSeq lists its product as hypothetical. NCBI's taxonomy places the organism in Eukaryota, Viridiplantae, Chlorophyta, Chlorophyceae, Sphaeropleales, Selenastraceae. The annotation marks the transcript as partial. The record is from RefSeq and is a predicted model, not a curated record. The transcript has a single exon.